This is a messenger RNA of Necator americanus (New World hookworm), 273 nucleotides long. RefSeq lists its product as uncharacterized. Lineage: Eukaryota; Metazoa; Nematoda; Chromadorea; Rhabditida; Ancylostomatidae. The transcript is spliced from 4 exons. The record is from RefSeq and is a predicted model, not a curated record. Bases 1 to 273 code for a protein of 90 amino acids.
AUGAUGAAGAUCGUUGUGUUGGUGGUUAUCGUAUCGACUGUCUACAGCGAGUUCUGGCACGGCGAAAUACCUGAUGUUCCCGGAGUAAGCGCGGCCAGCAUGGAUAAAUUACGUCAAAUGAUGACCCCUCGUCCAACUACCAAGGAAGGAUUCAUGCAGGUAAUCCAACAAUGGAUGAACGGUCUUUCACCUACGGAGAAGGAAGCAGCUGAAGAGUUCGGGGAACAAAUGCGCCAAAAACAUCACACGAUGCAACCAGGAGCAAGUGGAUAG